UGAAGAUCAGUAAAGCAAAUACAUUGGCUCUAAAGCAGUACCCACUGAGAGAUCAAAAGGAGUCCAGUCAGUCCACAGCUCUAGUUUCCAGUGACUCUGAAGAAGGAAGGUCUGAAAGGCCUCAGAGAACACGAAGGAGUGUGGAGCAGAAAGACUUCAUAUAUGAUGUGAAGCGCUCCAAUUCUGUGAAGUCAGACAAUGAAAAAUCUGACAGUAAAAAAGCCAUUGUUCAGAAGCAGACUCAGGAAUGUGGGGAAGACCAGAGAAGCAGGUCAAGAAAGCGUAGUCUGUCUUCAAGGUUUGAGGUAGUCUCCAAGAGAGGGAGGGUCAGUGAAGAUUCACCACCAGAACCCUGCAAUGGCAGCGCAUCCCAGUUGGCUCUGCUUGAUCUUGAAGUUCCUAUUCAUCACACUGUUUCUUUAAGAAAUGGAAAAAAUGAUGCAGAACCAAAGUUAACUCUGCAGGGAUCACCACUGGCAAAGAGGAGUAGGAGUACAGAUAAUGGACCCACAAGAAGCACGGACUCCCAAAGUCCAGAGAGUGAAAGUCCUACAAGUGUGGAUGGUACAGAAAUGCCAGUUAACAGUGACAUCAAGGAGGACUCAGCUGGGGAAGAAGAGCACCUUGCUAAAGUCAGCUCUUUUAGAACAUCCUCUGAGAAGAGAAGAGAAACUGAAGUUGGAGUGAGAACAAAAGAAGUGCCCUUUUCCAAGUCUGUGGAAGAGGAAGCAAAAAGAGCAAAGUCAAAGGUAGUCUCGGGAAGUGAAGAAAACAGUAAAGAUGAUCACCCAGCAGAAGCAACACUUCUAAGCAGACGGGACAAGAGUGGCAGCAGUGCAGCAAAGGAGAAAGUCUCUGAGAAGUGUGAAGCUUCUCCCAAAAGCCUAGAAGACAAAGAUACAUCACAGACUCCACUUGACACCAUCCCUUUGCCAAAUAAAGAUAGCAGUGAAAAUCAGAUUCAGGACAAGAACAAUAGCUCAUACUCUCUUGAGAAUGGGGAUUGCGAACCCGUAGAGAAGAGGGUAGAGAAAAAGGGUGCUAGUAUGCUUAACGAUACCUCUCGCAGUGACACUGAUUCCUGUCACCCAUCCCAGAAGGAAUUUGAGAGAAAGUGGGAUAAAAAAAGAGAAGAUGAACAGAAGAAACAGAAGCAGAAAGAGAUUUUGGAUUCAAUGAGAGCAGUGUAUAACAAACCCAGAGAUGAUAUACAGGAUUAAUUGUUAAUACAUUUUUUAGAGGUAUAAAAUUUGUUCCUGAUAUACCAGUGUGUUCUCUUGGGCUUUUUUUAUGCAGGAAAUUUUUGAUAAUUGUACCUUUUAUAAUCCUUCUCAAUUCUCAAGAUGUAAGGAAGAAUCGUUACAGAAAUGUAAUGGCAAGAAUGUUAAAGUUACGGGGAAAUAUGUAUGUAUUGCACAGCGUUUGUUUAUUUAUUUUUCUGUUUACAGAAAAUUAUUGACAAGAGAUUUCUUUUUUAUUUGUUUGUUUUUGUAUUUGAUUUUAUUCAAUUUAUUUUUUAUUGGAUGAGCCUUAUUUAUUUUGAGAGAGUGAGGGUUGUGUUCACUAUUUAUCUAUUUUUUUUUU
Messenger RNA from Penaeus monodon (black tiger shrimp), 1584 nucleotides. RefSeq lists its product as uncharacterized. The record is from RefSeq and is a predicted model, not a curated record. NCBI's taxonomy places the organism in Eukaryota, Metazoa, Arthropoda, Malacostraca, Decapoda, Penaeidae.